Messenger RNA from Cynoglossus semilaevis (tongue sole), 2131 nucleotides. Its product is annotated as lebercilin-like protein. Gene Ontology annotation, cellular component: axoneme. Lineage: Eukaryota; Metazoa; Chordata; Actinopteri; Pleuronectiformes; Cynoglossidae. The transcript is spliced from 9 exons. The record is from RefSeq and is a predicted model, not a curated record. The coding region runs from base 136 to 1776 and encodes 546 amino acids. Gene Ontology annotation, biological process: intraciliary transport.
ACAAUAUGGCACUGUCAGUCGUCCAGUGAACAGGAGGGGAUAAAGUCAUGAAGAACGUUGUGAGCAACUUUGCAGAAAUAUGCUACCAUAACGCACCAAGGCAAAAACGUACAGGAGCCCUGUCUAUUCUUGAGUAUGGAGCAAGAACAGAACAGAGAGAGCUCCUAUCGAGAGCAAGAAACAGCUGCAGAGGAAAAGCCUGCAAAAGAAGAGAGUUGUGAAACUGCCCUCAAUCUGCAGCAGGGGAACGCACAUAAUGAUGAGGAGGAGAAUGUGGGUGAAAAAGUCAACGUGAAGGAGGAGGAUGUAGAUGAAAAGAAUGAGGAAUUUGAUGAGGAAGUUAAGGAGGACAUAAAGGAGGAGAUUGAAUGUGAGAAUGUAAACGAAGACGACACAGAGAAGAAAAAUGAGGCGGAGGAGCAGGAAGAGUCGAAGAUAAAGAAGGAGGAAGAACAGGAUCAGGGGGAGAACAGUUAUGGUGAUGACGAGGACGACGAUAGUGAUGCAAACUGCAACGCUGAACUCUCCAGGUUGUUGUUGUCCAGUGUGCACAACUCUGGUGAUGGUAAAGUACAAGAUGAUGACUCUUCAUCAACAGACACCUGGCAGAGUUUUAAAACGCCUGGGAGAAAGAGAGGUAAAAAGAAACAAAAGACUGUCAAAUAUCAGCCUCUUCAGUUAUCCUUAGUGAGGAUGCCGGAUGAUGACCGCUGCACCACUGUCUUGAAAAACGAUGUGUGUGAACUGCAGCAGAGACUGACAGAAGUCCUGAAUGAGAAUCAAAUGAUGACUAAGCUCCAGCAUCAUCACAAGGUCGCACUGCAGCACUUUGAAGCAGUACAAAGCAGCAUUACAGAGACUCUUACCAAGCACAGACGUCACAUCCAGGUUCUGAAGAUCAUGCUCCACGACACCCACGGCCGCCGUAAUAACCUGGUAAAGCAGCUCAAAAAAACGGAGCACAAGCUGCUGGACAUGAAGGGAACUCUAAAGAACUUGGAGCAGUUCAGCAAGGACCACAGUCUGCUGGAGAGAGAAGAGCUCACCCACAGGUUGGCCCAGACCAGCGAGGACCUGAAGGAGAAGGAUAAGAAGAUACAGGACUUGGAGAAGAAUCUUCAGCUGUGUGAAACCCAUUAUGGCCACCAGGUGGUUAAUGAGCAGAGGAAGCUAGAGGAGGAGAGAAACUUCACCUCCUAUCUACAAGAACAGCUCGAACAGCUUUCUAAGGAAACUGAGGAAAAAACAAAAAAGCUAGAAGAAAGCCACAAUUACUUAAACCUUUUCAUUAAAGAAGCAGCCAAAAGAGGCAGCGAAUGCAAAAUGGUUCAAACUGAGGGACUGGCCCUUCUUCCGACUGAGGCUGCCAGGCUUUUAGAGUUGAGCUACUACGAGCUGGAUGAGAAGAUAAAACGACAGAGCUCUACAACCAUACAUCCAGUUCACAAGAGGAGAGAAGAAACUUCUGUCAGAUCAGAGGUUUAUAGAAGUUCAGACAUUCGUUGGUCAAUAAAAAGACAAGAACCAAAAAUUGAGGACGAGGACACGUCAGACAUGUCCGAAGUGCCCUUGAGCACGACGGAGUCCAAGAGAGAAAAAAUAAAAAAAAUCAACAACUACUACCCUUUCAGUCAAGCCAUCAUGAACCUGCACCAUGGAAAACCCACUACCAGCUCUGUGGACCUGAGCCCCCGCGAAGGCAAAGAGCUCGGGCCUCAACUCUUUGUAGUGAGUUUACCGGUUGAGAGAUCUACCAGAAGUAGGGCCGCACAAUAAUCCACAAUCAGGACAGGCGUCAUUCGGCAAAGUUACUGUACCGUGGUGUCGGCUUUGCUGCAACUUUCUGCUGCUUUGUUUCAAUAAAAUCUAAAUCUAAAAUCCUUGUUUUCUUAGUUGGACAUGUUUGUUGUGACAGGCAAACUUUAGCCCAGAGUCUUUAAUUAUAGGAAAGUGAGUGUUCCUGUUACUGUAUCAGUAAUGAGUACAUGUCAGCUUUGCCAUCUCUUUAUUGUUUUUAUUAUAUUUAGAGCCUAGUGGCAUCAUCGACAGCAUACGAUAAACAGACAAUAUACAAAAACAAAAACGGCUUAGAAAAUACUUACCCAGGCUGGAUCUUGUGAAAUAAAAAAAA